UUCAACCAUUAUCCGUAUCAGAUUGCGAACACGACGAAACAAAGGUGCAAGAAUUUUCACCUGACUUUACGUAUCCAAUAUUUGGUGAAAAGGAACAAAUUUUUGGCUACAAAAAUCUGUCAAUUAAGUUAUAUUACGCGUCUGGUAGUCUGACAACAUACUUUGAUGUAACAUAUGACGGAAAGGUUCCAUUGGCUGAUAAUAUAGUAGAAAGGAUUAAAGAAUUCAUACCUAAUGAUUUUAUUACAAAUUACGAUACUUUUUUGCAAACUAUAAAAUCAGAUUCUGAAAAUUUUAAACCUAUUGGAGAGAAAUUUUCAGAAUAUCGUCUUAAUGAUGAUGAUGAUAGAGUAUAUGAAAUUUAUAAGGCAACAUUUACGACCCCUCGCUUUAAAGAGUUUCACAGACGAUUACAAAUAUUUGUAUUGUUUUAUAUAGAAGCUGGAUCAUAUAUUGAUGAGGAGGAUGACAAAUGGGAAAUUGCACUAAUCUUUGAGAAAAAAGCUAUGGGUGAUAGCAAAGUAUAUAGUAUUGUAGGUUAUUGUACGAUGUACUUGUAUUACUUUUUAACUAGCACGGGAAAUUCUAAUGAGAAUCAUAUGAAUGCCAAUAAUAAACUACCAUUGCAUAUGAGUAUUAAUCAAGGUGGACAAAUUCGAGAUAAUAUACGAGUGAGAAUCAGUCAGUUUUUAAUACUCCCACAUUAUCAACGAGAAGGUCAUGGAAGUAAAUUCUAUCGGGCUCUCUAUCAAAGUUUCUUGGCUGAUCCCAGAAUAAAAGAUAUUACUGUUGAAGAUCCAAGUGACAAAUUUCAAGAAAUUCGGGAUAAAAAUGAUAUACGAUUCUUGAGAGAAAAUAAGGCUCUUGAAGGUCUCAAGGCACCUGUAGAUAAAAAUGUAUUUAAUGCAUUGCAGAAAAAAUACAAAUUAAAUAAGAGACAAAUGGCACGAUGUAUUGAAAUUGAAUUGUUACGGAACCUACACAAGGCAGACCCUGUUGCCUAUAAAGCGUAUCGGUUGCAAGUCAAACAACGGUUGUAUCUCUGGAACGAGGAUAUAUUGAGACAACUAGACAGAGCAGAACGUAUACAAAAAUUGGAAGAAACUUUCAAAGGUCUUGAGGAAGAUUAUCACUCAAUUAUAUUACAAUUAUGA
Messenger RNA from Cetraspora pellucida, 1154 nucleotides. Lineage: Eukaryota; Fungi; Glomeromycota; Glomeromycetes; Diversisporales; Gigasporaceae. The record is from the annotation of a GenBank genome assembly.